Molecule: messenger RNA, 459 nt
Organism: Acanthoscelides obtectus
Lineage: Eukaryota; Metazoa; Arthropoda; Insecta; Coleoptera; Chrysomelidae
Source: the annotation of a GenBank genome assembly
AUCAGCCUCCGCAAAAACUAGGUUAGUCUGUACGCGGGAUUUUAAUUUUUUCGCAACGGUGACUAUGAUUUUUAAGAUUACUGUGCCACUUCUCUUGAUAGCGACUACAGAAGUUAGAUGUGGUGUUCUGACAGCUCAGCACCACCAUGAAGUUCAUCAGCCGAUAGAUCAUAUUCAACAUCAGUUGGUAGAUCACAUUGCACAUAGCUCCAAGGAGGUGGAUUACUACUCCGCCAAAGUACGCAUUCAAAUACGGCGUGCACGAUCCUCAUACUGGUGAUGUGAAGCAGCAGUCUGAAGCAAGAGAUGGUGACGUGGUCAAAGGACAAUAUUCCUUAGUGGAACCUGAUGGUAGUAUCAGGGUAGUGGACUAUGUUGCCGAUUCAGUCAACGGGUUCAACGCAGUGGUGUCAAAGAGUGCACCAAGUGUGCACCAUACGGUAAGUGUCCAUCUUGAAG